This is a messenger RNA of Stegostoma tigrinum, 1190 nucleotides long. RefSeq names its product ubiquitin-fold modifier 1 (gene ufm1). Gene Ontology annotation, biological process: protein K69-linked ufmylation. The record is from RefSeq and is a predicted model, not a curated record. Bases 328 to 807 code for a protein of 159 amino acids. Gene Ontology annotation, cellular component: nucleus; cytoplasm. NCBI's taxonomy places the organism in Eukaryota, Metazoa, Chordata, Chondrichthyes, Orectolobiformes, Stegostomatidae. The transcript is spliced from 7 exons.
AGGGCGCCGGGAGGGGGUAGUGAGGUGGGUGAGAGAGAGAGACCAAUGUCAGUUUGAGGAGUGAGGGAGGAGAUAAUUGGAGGGCUUCGACUCCCUGGGUGUCACUCAGUCUUUAAUAUUUAAAGAAUAAGCCUGUACUGUGCCACUUGGUGCAAUAUCAGGGAUUUGCAGGGUAUUAACAUCUGUUUACUCAUCUUGGUGUUAACGUUGCCUGUUGAUGCCCCCUUCCCCUUUCACCUGCCCCCUUCUCCUUUCACCUGCCUCCUAUUCCAAGUUUGGAAAAAAGGGAACGUGCUUAAAACAGUUCAUAAUCACAUUCAAGCACUGAUGCUGGCUCCUUUACAAAAGUCAAAGGUCACAUUUAAAAUCACAUUGACCUCGGAUCCAAAGUUACCCUACAAAGUAUUGAGUGUACCUGAAGCCACACCUUUCACAGCUGUUUUGAAGUUUGCAGCAGAAGAAUUUAAAGUACCUGCAGCAAGCAGUGCUAUCAUAACAAAUGAUGGAAUUGGCAUCAACCCUGCACAAACUGCAGUCAUUCAUAAUCAUGAUGAAAAGUUGAAGGCCCAGAACACAUCCCUUGGGAUCACUACUGACCACAUCUUUUCAAUCUUGAGUGAGGACGUAAUCCUGAGAUUACUGACAGUGGUUUCUAAUUGGCUAUGUUACAUUGGAGACCCUAUAUUAUUUAACAAGAGACAUCAAUUUUCCAGCAACCAACUCAGAAGAUUCCACAACAAGAUUUCAUGUUUUAGGAUAUCUGGUAUAGUAAACACACUAAAGUCAACAUCAACUAAACAUUACUAAGUGGGCAGCUAAUAUGCUAAGCUGUAAAAAGGGUAUUUCCCAGUAACUUAUUAACACAACUGAAAACCCCACACCACAUUAUACCUUACCUUCUGCAGAACUGUUGCCUUAGGAUUCAAACCCAAAGCUCUUUCUGGCUCCAGCAAAAUCACUCCAUACAUCAUCAGGGUGAGUCUUUUAUCAUAUUAAACAAAUCCCUCUUCAGCCAACUCUUCCAACAGAAUCAAAUGAACUUCUUGUUCUAACGUCCUUGAGUGAUUCUCUAGUCUUUAAUACCUCUCACCAUACCUCCCGAUGCAAAAAACACAGGUCGUAUGCUUUGGAUAGAAGCGUCUCUAACCACGGUCUCUGUUCACAAGAAGCAAGUGCAGUUGCUUUCUCCU